Molecule: messenger RNA, 2436 nt
Organism: Paramecium tetraurelia
Lineage: Eukaryota; Ciliophora; Oligohymenophorea; Peniculida; Parameciidae
Exons: 5
Biological process (GO): vesicle transport along actin filament; actin filament organization
Cellular component (GO): actin cytoskeleton; myosin complex; cytoplasm
Molecular function (GO): ATP binding; actin filament binding; microfilament motor activity
Source: RefSeq, a predicted model, not a curated record
AUGUAAUCAGAGGACAAUGAAGCUUAAUUAAUUUCAUCAAGUUAGUAUUACACUAAUAAUUCGAACUAACAGAUCAAUAAUUCGAAUUAACUUGAAACUCCUCUAGUUGAAGAAAACAUUUGCCAAUGGAAUCAAAACAUGCCCUAUAAUAUAGCUGAUAUUCCCAACCCUUCAUUAGACAAUAUUCUAAAGGUUUUAAAGUACUCUUACUCGAAGAAGUGGAGCUAUAUAGGUUUAGGGCACAACAAUAUUAUAUUACUUAACCUUUUUUAAGAUAUUUCUUAAACUAACAAUAAAAAUAACCAUGAUUUUAUAAGCACCCAUCAGAAUAUAGAUAAUCAAAAUCCUCUACCUCAUAUCUUAAAAUUAGCAGAAAAGGCAAUAUAAGCGUGCUUAUCUCAAAACAACAUUUAAAAAACAUCAUCUAUAAUAAUUUAAGGAAUUAGUGGAUCAGGUAAAACUUAAGCUUGUUAUAAUAUCCUAAAAUACAUUACAAUAAAGUCUAAUAGUGAAUUAUUAAAAUAUAAUACUCCAAGCAUAGAAAAAAGUAUUUUAUCUACUAGAGUCAUACUUGAUGCUUUCGGAAAUGCAAAGACAAUAAAUAAUCCUGACUCAUCCAGAUAUGGUUUCAAUUUAUAAAUUCACUUUGACAAUUAAAAGAAAAUCAGAGGUGCAAAAGUUAUUACAAUCCUGUUUUAAGGAAGUCGAGUCAUAUAAAAACGAAAAAUGGAAAGAAAUUUUCAUAUAUUCUAUCAAUUAUAUAUUGCUUAUAAGAGAAUUUAAGACUUAAAAAGUUUUGCGUAAUAGAAUAAGGACUAUUUUCCAGAUAUAGUUAAGAUAGUUGAGGAGAUCGAAAAAUUGCAACUUAAUUCUGACUUUGCCAUUUUAGAAUCUCAUAGGGAUUCCGACUCAGAUUAGCAAAUUGAGAAGGACUUUGAAAAUUUUAAGAAACUUCUCUUAGCUUUUAGGGAUCUCAAUUUCAGUUUAUAACACAUUCUAGAUAUAAUCUAAUGUGUUGCUGGCCUUAUUCAUUUAUAUGAAUAUAAUUUUACUUAGGCGUAAGAAUUGUUGAAAAUUCAAGUUCUUGAAACCACUAUUAAUUAAAAAAUCCAAGACUCUAUUUAAAGCAAAAAGCUUUAAUUAGAGUCUAUCGUCAGUAAUAUAAUUGUUGAUUUCUAUUUUAAUCUAUUUUAGUGGAUUCAAAAUAAAAUAAAUUAAAAUCUCUCUUCAGGAUUCGAUUAAAAUCAAUAAUAUACAUUAAAUAUUUUUGAUAGUUUUGGAUUAGAUAUUGUAGAAAAUGAAUUAGGAAUGUAAGAAAAUAAGCUGGAAUAGUUAAUGUAAAAUUAUGUCUAUGAAAAAUUGUUAAACACUUUUUAUAAUCAGAUAUAAUAUAAUGCAUAUAAUUUAUUUCAAUCAGAAAACUUGAAUCAAUAACAUGAUACUAUUAAAAAAAAUGAUGAAAUAAUUUCAUUAUUCGAAAAUGUCAUAUUCUAUUGUUUAAGGAAUUUCGAUAGAAAAUAGGGUAAAUCAAUAAAGGACAUGAUUAAAGAAUAAGCUUAAAAUGCUGGAGUUGAAAAUGUAUUCAUAGCUGAACCAAAAAUGGGGGAAAAUUUAACACAAAGUCAGUGGUCUUGCUAUUAGAAAUAAAGUGUAAUUGGCAUCAAACAUACAGGAAAUGAAAUACAUUACGAGAUUGAGGCUGUAAUUAAGAAUAAUUAAACAGAAAGCGAUAUUAUACAAAAGAUUAACACGUUUAGCUAAAACUCAAUAAUUAAAUCAUUUAUUCUUCAACCUAAAGAUCAAAAAAUAACAGAUGAAACUUAAUAAGCCAUCAAUAGGUUGAUUGGAUUAUUUGGGGUAUAGUAUACAUUUUUUGUCAAAUGUUUCUCAACAAAUUAUGAGUAAGCAAUUUCAUCUGAUAAUAAUGUCAUAAAUACUGAAUUAAUGUAAAGUGGAAUAGAAUAAAGUGCUUUGUUAUUAUGUUAGUCCUAUUUUGUAAGCAUACCUAGAUAAGAAUUUGUUGCUAGAUAUGUUAAUAUAUUUCAAACUAUUAAAACUGAAGAGUAGUUAAAAUAUUAUAUUCAUUACUACAAUAUAGAUAAAGAGCUAUAUUAUUUUGGAUCAAAUAGUGUUUUGAUAAAAGAACAUUUAAAAAACAGUCUUGCUGAUAAAUAUAAUAAUGAUUUAAUGUGUUUACAUAAUUCGCAAAACUACGAUUAUUACGUUUAGAAAGUAAAGGAAAUCAAUGAAGAUUAAAAUAGAAAAUGUCUAUAAAUUAAGUCAGAUAUGUAAAAAAGGGAUAAAGAAAUAGAUGAAUUAAAAUAGAGAGAAAAAAAUUUAGAACAAUCUAAUAUACGAUUAAAGGCAAUAUUGUAGAAAAAUUUCCAAAAUAAUGAUCGAUUAAUGAGUGAUUUGAAAAAAUUGUAAGCAAAUUGA